AUGGCUGAAGGAAUCAUUGGUGAUGCCAUGCGAAGCAUUGUUGUGCUAUGCUACAACUCAGAUUUUGAGACCAAGAAGGGCGAUUUCAUUGCCAACAUCGACAACACUCUGAAGAAACUUUCAAAGCUUGUGGGCAGCAACAACUACAUUCUUGGCGAUAAGGUUAUGAUCGUCGACUUCGUGCUUUUCGAGACGUUGGAGCGCUACGUCGCUCUGGUGCCCACUUGUCUCGAUAGCUACGCCAACCUCCAGGCUUUCCACAAGCGCAUCGAGGACAUUCCCAGCAUCAAGAAAUACCGAAGCUCUCCUGAAUUCACUAAAAUUAAAGAUAAAUUCAAUGGACCCAUGGCAAAGUUCGGCAGUGGAGUCUAAUUCCAACUAACUUCAACCACCCACACACUCGACCAACAACUUCAACCAUUCAAGCACCCACUCAACCAACAUUUUUUGUUGCUGGAAUAACAAUAAAUU
Messenger RNA from Hyalella azteca, 471 nucleotides. Its product is annotated as glutathione S-transferase class-mu 26 kDa isozyme 51. The record is from RefSeq and is a predicted model, not a curated record. Gene Ontology annotation, biological process: glutathione metabolic process. NCBI's taxonomy places the organism in Eukaryota, Metazoa, Arthropoda, Malacostraca, Amphipoda, Hyalellidae. Bases 1 to 372 code for a protein of 123 amino acids. Gene Ontology annotation, molecular function: glutathione transferase activity. The transcript is spliced from 3 exons.